GAGAGCGAGAUGAAAGGUAAUGAAUGGAAUGAGAGAGAGAGAGAGUGAGAGGCAUAUGCUUUCUCCCAUCCACUUCCUCUCUAUCUCAAAUGGAACUCGAAUCUGGAGUUUCAGCUUCUCAGAAGAAUCCCUCUCAGUUGUCAUGGGUAAAUUUAUCUAAAGAUUUAUUGUUAGCAUAUCAAAGCUUUGGUGUAGUGUAUGGAGAUCUAAGCACAUCACCUCUCUAUGUUUAUACAAGCACAUUAUCAGGAAAGUUACAGAGCCACCUUAAUGAAGAAGUUAUCUUUGGGAUUUUUUCGUUGAUUUUCUGGACCCUCACAUUAAUACCGUUGCUUAAAUAUGUAGUCAUCAUAUUAAACGCUGAUGAUAAUGGUGAAGGUGGGACAUUCGCUCUUUAUUCGCUGCUCUGUAGGCAUGCAAAUAUUAGCUUACUCCCUAAUCAACAAGCAGCUGAUGAGGAGAUGUCAUGCUACAAAAAUGGUCUCUCACCAGAGGCUGCGGAAUCAUCUUCAUUGAAGAGGUUUUUGGAGAAUCAUAGAAGUUUAAAAACAGCCCUGCUGGUUGUGGUGUUGCUAGGUGCUUGCAUGGUCAUAGGUGAUGGUGUGUUUUCUCCAGCAAUUUCAAUUCUAGCAGCAGUAUCAGGAGUUCGAGUUACCAAAACAAAAUUCACUGAUGUUGAAGUUGUCCUGAUAGCAUGUGUCAUAUUGGUUGGCCUAUUUGCUCUCCAACAUUAUGGCACACACAAAGUUGCAUUUGUGUUUGCACCUGUAGUAAUCAUCUGGCUUGCAGCCAUUUUUUCUAUUGGACUUUACAAUAUAAUAUAUUGGAAUCCAAAAAUAUUCCAUGCUAUAUCCCCACUCUAUUUAAUCAAGUUCUUUAUCAAGAAUGCUAAAGAAGGUUGGAUUUCACUUGGAGGGAUGCUUCUGUGUAUUACUGGAACUGAAGCUAUGUUUGCGGAUAUUGGUCAUUUUACUACAUUGUCAAUAAGGCUUGCCUUUGCCUUUGUUAUAUACCCUUGUUUGGUAGUGCAAUACAUGGGCCAAGCAGCUUUUUUGUCGAAAAACCUUAACUCUGUCCAUAAUAGUUUUUAUGACUCUAUACCUGAACCUAUACUUUGGCCAGUUUUUGUUAUUGCCACCCUUGCAGCUAUUGUUGGAAGUCAAGCUGUUAUUACUGCCACUUUCUCCAUCAUCAAGCAGUGCCAUGUACUUGGUUGCUUUCCACGAGUCAAAAUCGUACACACCUCAAAGCAUAUGUUUGGACAAAUCUACAUCCCAGAAAUCAACUGGAUACUUAUGAUCUUGACCCUUGCUGUAACCAUUGGAUUUCGGGACACAACCUUAAUUGGAAAUGCUUAUGGCCUUGCUUGUAUGACGGUUAUGUUUGUGACUACAUUUCUGAUGGCACUAGUCAUAAUGUUUGUCUGGCAGAAAAACAUUCUGAUUGCCACAAUAUUCCUUCUGUUUUUUUGGGUGAUAGAGGGUUUAUAUCUAUCUGCAGCAUUGAUAAAAGUGUUUCAAGGAGGAUGGGUUCCUCUUGUCUUAUCUUUCAUCUUCAUGCUUGUUAUGCAUGUAUGGCAUUAUGGCACUUGUACCAAGUACAACUACGAUCUAAGCAACAAAGUUUCAUUGAAAUGGUUACUGGCUUUGGGCCCUAGCCUUGGUGUUGCCCGUGUCCCCGGGAUUGGUCUCAUCUACACAGAACUUGCAACAGGAAUACCUGCAAUAUUUUCCCACUUUGUAACCAACCUCCCUGCAUUUCACAUGGUGUUGGUCUUUGUUUGUGUGAAAACAGUUCCUGUUCCACAUGUAUUAACCAAAGAACGUUUCCUAAUCGGGCGAGUUUGUCCGAGACCAUAUCGAAUGUAUAGGUGCACUGUCAGAUAUGGAUACAAGGACAUUAGAAGGGAUGAUAGAGACUUUGACAACCAUAUCAUACGAUGUAUAGCCGAGUUUAUCCAAAUAGAGGCGCAGGAAUUACAACUCUCGAUUUCUGAAACUUCUUCAUUCGAUGGAGGGACAACUAUUAUAAGUGUUAGAAGCUUCGAAUCAGUUUCAAGUUGGACAGUGUCUGAGAAUGAAGAUGUUGGUGUGGACAACAACAUUGCUAGUGGUAGAUCUUUCUCUCGACAACCAUCGAUUUCCACUUAUGACAAAGAAAACCCACAUUCAAGAAGGCGCCACGUUAGUUUCCUGGUACCUGAUGAUCCUGCAUUGGAUCAUGAAGUUAAGCAGGAGCUUCUUGAUUUAGCUCAAGCUAUGGAGGCUGGGGUUGCAUAUAUAAUGGGGCACACACAUGUGAAGGCAAGGAAAUCAUCCUCAUUAUUGAAAAGGCUUGUGAUCAAUGUUGGGUAUGCAUUUCUUCGAACGAAUUGCAGGGGUCCAGCUACGGCUCUUAACAUUCCUCACAUCAGUCUCAUUGAAGUUGGAAUGAUAUAUUAUGUGUAGUUGGUGGAAGUAAUCAUAGUAGGACUUACAAUUAAUUAGUCAAGAUCACCAACAGUUCAACAAGAACAACAGGUGCAAAAUUUUUAGUUACAUUUUGUUUCAUUAUUUAAUGCAUGUAAAUUGUUUUUGAUGGUGAGGAUUUCUUUCAAUUGAAAAUUCAAAUCCAAAGAACCCAAUCCA
Molecule: messenger RNA, 2627 nt
Organism: Glycine soja
Lineage: Eukaryota; Viridiplantae; Streptophyta; Magnoliopsida; Fabales; Fabaceae
Product: potassium transporter 4-like
Exons: 9
Coding region: 90-2447 (785 amino acids)
Biological process (GO): potassium ion transmembrane transport; cell tip growth
Cellular component (GO): membrane
Molecular function (GO): potassium ion transmembrane transporter activity
Source: RefSeq, a predicted model, not a curated record